CACCAUCAUCAUCAUCAUCAACAUCAUCAUUGUCAUCAUCAUCAUCAUCAUCAUCAUCACUGUCAUCUGCUGCAUCAACUUCAGUUUUCUGGUAGUUUCCACCAUCUGUUGACAAUUUUUUCCUCGUUUAUCAAGCAGAGAUAAUGAUAAUUACAUGCUUCUAAGUCCACAUCAUCACCAUAAACCAUUGUUUAUUGCAAUCGUUACCAACGUUAUUAUUAUUAUUAUCACAUUGCUAUUAGUAUUUUACCAAACCAAAAUCAAACUGACAUUUUAAGUCCAUCUUACUGAACGAUGAAUAAUUUCAUGGAAUUUACAUUCUAAAACACAGAGAUUAUUGACUAAAAUCAUGUUCUGAAUCAACAACAUUUGUGAAACAUGGCUUCCCAAUCUGAACAACGUUUAUUGCACGAGCUCUUUCGAGAGCAAGCGAAAAGGACACCUUACAAUAUUGCUGUACAUGGCAUCAAAGGAGAGACAAUCACUUUUCAAGAACUGGAUCAGUGCACAGAUGUUUUGGCAAAUAUUCUUCAAAGUAAAGGUGUGGUACCAAAUUCAUCAGUGGCUAUUUAUUUGGAAAAAAGUCUGGAAUUUACUGUCUCCUAUUUAGCCAUAUUAAAAGCAGGUGGCGCUUACUUACCUUUAGAUAUUUCUUAUCCUGAACACCUAAUAAAAUCCAUUAUUGAAGAAGCAGAACCAAAAUGUGCACUUAGUACACAGCAACUCAGGAGCAGGCUUCCCGAAAAUGCCGAUGUAGUCAUUGUGGACAUCAAUGAACUUCUUCAGUUGAAGGACUCUAAACCCUUGAAACCCGUAUCAAUGGACUGGAGUAACCUGGCAUAUGUAGCAUAUUCAUCAGGGACAACAGGCAAACCAAAAGGAAUAAAAUGUCCACACAGAGGAGCUGUGCUCUCAUAUAAAUGGCGCCAUAAAGAAUUUCCUUACAAACCAGAUGACAAAGAAGCGUGUAAUGUUUUCUUCAUCUGGGAAAUGCUGCGUCCACUUUUAAAAGGUAUUCCAAUGUAUAUAAUCCCCGACAAUGUUAUCUACGACCCGAUUCAACUGUGCAAGUUCCUUAAAAAUAAUCAAAUUACUCGUAUGUUAUUUACUCCAUCCCUUUUGGAAGUCACCUUGAAUACCAUCAACCUAAAACAUCUUCAGGACUGCUUUUCUAGCAUGAGAAUCAUUAUAUUCUGUGGGGAAGUUGUUACCACACCAUUUUUCAAAAGGUGUAUUGCAUCUUUACCUCACAUCCAGUUUGUCAACCUCUACAGCAUAUCUGAAUGCCACGAUGUUGCGUGUGUGGAUCUAACGCAGUGCUAUACACAUGACAAGGAUGCUUUUGAAAGUCGGAAGUUUUCUCCAGUCGGUAAACACCUGCCUAAUGUAGAUAUAGUGAUCAUGAAUGAAAAUCUGGAACAUCAACCUGUAGGAGUGUCUGGUGAGAUUUAUAUUGGUGGUCCAUCACUCGCCUGCGGUUAUCUGAAAAUGCCCAAGCUAAAUGCUGAAAGAUUCAUAAAGACCAAACUGUCCCCAAAUAACCAACCCACUCAACUGUAUCGAACUGGUGACUGGGGUUACAUGCUGUCCAAUGGUGACCUGGAGAUAUGUGGACGGUGUGAUUCCAUGGUGAAGAUCAGAGGUUAUUCAGUAGAGGUUCAGGCUGUGGAAGCGUCUCUGAUGUCGCUGAGUUCAGUGAAUAACUGUGUGGUAUUGGUAAAGGGAAAUGAAGGAGAGGACAAAUUCCUCAUUGCCUACGUGGUCACCAAUGGUGAGGUCACACGUAAAGAUGUCAGAAACCAGCUAAAGAAGAAAUUACCAUUUUACAUGAUACCAUCGUACAUCUUGUUUCUAGAAAGUAUUCCAGUUGUCCCAGCAACCGGCAAGCUGGAUAAGAAAGCUCUACCAGAAUACAACAGCCAGUUGUUGGAUACCAUUGAUUUAAGUGGUGUCCCAAUAACAGAUACAGAGAAAAAACUUGCCAAAAUUUGGAUGACAGUUUUACAACUAAGUACUAUUGACAUUGAAGAGAGCUUCUUUGAUUUAGGAGGACAUUCCCUUUUAGCAGCAACACUCCUUAAUGACUUGAAAGAAGAAUUUAAAGUGGAACUCAAUGUAAAAGAUUUGUUUCUGUUCCCAACAGUAAAGCAACAGGCUCAACUAAUUGAGGGCCGUCUCAACUUAAGUCCAUCUCUCGACGGAGAUGAACAAAUGUACAUCCAACCCAAUCUACUCGAAGAAGUGGAGCGACAUGAUCCUGGUUUUGUAAAUAUUGACAUGAGCCUGAGAGCAUUCUGGAGAUCUUUCCAUGUUGGCAAUAGGUGGCAUAAAGGAAGAAUUUUUGUCACUGGAGCAACAGGAUUCUUGGGAGCAUUUUUGAUUCAGGAGCUUCUUUUAAACACAAAGACAUUUAUUUACUGUCUUGUCCGAGAACAACCAAAUAUGGAUAGUAAGAAGCGGCUGAUGGAUUCUUUAAAAAAAUUUGGUAUUUUGCCUAAAGAAGCGACCAAAGCAACAGAAAAACAGAAGAAUGUUGCAAAUCUAAUAAAAAGCAGAGUAGCAACUGUCAAAGGUGAUGUGGCCAUCGCCAACCUGGGAAUGAACAUGGAUGACUACCUGCACAUGUGUACCGAGAUAGACUUUAUCAUUCAUGCUGCAGCAUUGGUAAACCUAGCCUACCCAUACAAUGCUCUGGAAACACCAAACGUACAAGGUACCCAUAACAUCAUACUGUUUGCCUUCACAGGUAAAGUGAAACCUCUGCAUUACAUCAGUACUGAUGCUGUGUUUCCCCAUGGUCUACAGAAGUGUAGUGAGGACAGUGACAUCACCAUUUACCACGAACAGCUUACAGAAGGUUAUUCACAGUCAAAGUGGGUGGCUGAGCAACUUGUACAGAAGGCUAAGAAAAGAGGGCUUCCCGUUGUGAUCUACCGCCUAGGUAAUUUAGCAGGUGACAGAGAUAAUGUCUGUUGGAAUCCACAAGACUUCACCCUGCUAAUGCUCCAGUCUGCUACAAAAUUCCACAUUGCUCCAGAUAUUGACUGGAGAAUGGAAAUGACUCCCGUAGAUUUCACAGCCAACAUCAUUGUUCGUAUAACUCAGAACCUUUCUUUAGCAGUUGGCAAAGUUUUACACAUUAUCAACACAAGACCAGUAAAGAGCAGUUGGGUGUUUGAAUGGAUGAACAGUCAUGGAUACAGUGUCCGAACCAUUCCAUUUGAGGAUUGGCGCGACAGAAUGAAAUUAGAGAGUACACUAUCCAAUGAAAAUAAGAAGCUAUGGGGACUUGUGGAGAAUUAUGCAAUAAAUGCUCAGUUUUUUUCUACUCUAAGUACAUUCAGAAAUUGCAACCUGCUUGAAAUUCUGGAGAAAUUAGGCCUGACAUAUCCUGAUAUAGAUUCGGCUCUUUUGAAACUAUACUUUGACAAACUUUGUCGCCAAGGAGUAUUCCAGAGAUUAUCAAGAAUGAGUGCCGUCAAUACCAACAUACAUGGCAAAGUUGUCAUUGUAACGGGUGCAUCAAGUGGAAUCGGUUGUGCAAUUGCAGAAGCCUUUGUUAAAGCAGGUGCAAAUGUUGCUAUGGCUGCUCGCAGGGAAGAUAAGCUGCAGGAAUUAUGCAAGAAGUUCUCAGAAGAUGCUCAAGGCCAUGUCAUUGCUGUUAAAACAGAUGUUACGAACAAACAGCAGGUAAAAGAACUUGUUCAACAUACGGAAUGUUCUCUUGGACCAGUUGAUAUUUUGGUCAACUGUGCUGGCGUUAUGUAUUACACAUUGAUGAGAAAUCUCAAAGAAGAAGAAUGGGAGCGUAUGAUAGAUAUUAAUUGCAAGGGUGUGACUAACUGUAUUGGUGCUGUCCUUGAUGGGAUGAUAAAGAAAAAGUCUGGUCAUAUUGUCAACAUAUCCUCUGAUGCAGGAAGAAGAGGUUUUGCUGGUUUAGCAGUAUAUUCUGGAUCAAAAUUCUUUGUUGAAGGUUUAUCUCAAGCUCUAAGACAAGAGGUGGCUUCCUUGGGAAUACGAGUAACAUGCCUUCAACCUGGUGAUGUGAAAACAGAGCUAUUAAAUCAUACAACAGAUCAGGAGGCAAAGAAUUUGUAUGAUGGUAGCAGUAAUACGAAGAUAUUAGAGCCUGAUGAUGUUGCACAAGCUUGCAUCUAUGCUACAUCACAACCAGCCUAUGUUGCCGUUAAUGAAAUUCUAAUAGAACCAAGAGAAGCACCAAUUUGAUACAAUACUAGACAGUUCAAAUUUGUGAUUAAAAAAAUACUAGGAAAGAAUGAUAGACUUAAUUAUGGAAGUCGACAAAUAUUUUUUUGUAUUUUGAAUAUCAUGAACACAAUUUGCUAAAAUAAUCUAAAAAGAAUCUGAUCUAUACUAAAUAAUUUUAAGAUUAAUAGAGACUUUAAAAACAUUUUGGAAUGUAAUUUUUAAUUAAAUCAUUGAUAUAUAAAUCUAUUUGUAUGUUCUGGUUUCACAUUUUAAAACGUUAAAUAUUCUGGGUAUUGGAAGAGAGUAUCUUGCUAUGAUAAAGGCAGUGGCAGAAAUGAUAGAGCAAGACUCUAAAUUGUAGUGUUUAGGUCCACUUUUCUGUGUUCUGUAUUUAAAUAUUACUCAGAUUCACUUUACUCUUCAGCCCUCCACAGUUAAUAAAUCGAGUAUCAAUAAUAGAAUGAGGAUGAGACAAUCAACAAAAUUUUGCCAUUUACCUAAUCAUAGGAAAGCAAUAUUUUGCUGUAAUAUCUUGCAAACUCAAAAGGUGUUUCAAUAUCUGAAAUAUCCUAUUUAGAAAGAAACAUCAUUUUCAAACUAUUUCAACUGUUAUUACAACGUUAUAAGAAAGAAUAGCAAACCAUUUUCUCUACUUCUGGUUAUUAUACAAAUAAAAAUAAUGGGGACAUAUUUAUGGACCAAGUAAAAUAUGCACAGUUAAUUGAAUACUUCUUCUAUAUCUAAAACAUCAGACAAAACAUUACUAAUAUCAAGGAGAAUUGGGUAAAAAUAUUAAACUCAUGUGGUUUCCUUAUGUUAAAGUAUUCUGAAAAAUGUAUUAAAGAAUUACCUUUCUUGCUGGAAUAAAUUUAUUAUAACAUCUU
Messenger RNA from Octopus sinensis (East Asian common octopus), 5093 nucleotides. Its product is annotated as linear gramicidin synthase subunit D. Gene Ontology annotation, molecular function: phosphopantetheine binding; oxidoreductase activity. The coding region runs from base 379 to 4227 and encodes 1282 amino acids. NCBI's taxonomy places the organism in Eukaryota, Metazoa, Mollusca, Cephalopoda, Octopoda, Octopodidae. The transcript is spliced from 26 exons. The record is from RefSeq and is a predicted model, not a curated record.